Molecule: messenger RNA, 3615 nt
Organism: Oldenlandia corymbosa var. corymbosa
Lineage: Eukaryota; Viridiplantae; Streptophyta; Magnoliopsida; Gentianales; Rubiaceae
Source: the annotation of a GenBank genome assembly
GGAACAUCUAGCCGUCCUGAGAAUUUUUUUUGAAAAAAUUUAAAAUAAAAAAAUAAAAUAUAAAAUACGUUGAAAUUUUAUAUUUUUAUAUUUCAUAUUUAUCAUAAAAUAAAUAUAAACUACAAAGAAGAAGAACUAUGAGAGAGAGAAAGGAUUCGGGUGCAUUUUAUUCAAUAGUGACUGGCCUCUAUUUAUAGGCAAGUAGAUACAGAGAUAAGAUCAACGAAUACGAUUUCUAACUAAAUAUUACCUCGAUACAUAUAAUCCUAACAUAACUCUUCUAUCUAAUGGACAUCCACAUUAUUAAUAUAUUUAUAACACUCCCCCUUGAAUGUCCAUUUCUUAGGAUAAUAGCUCGUUAAAACCUUUAUUAGAAAAAACCCAGUGGAACUCAUCUCAUCCAGAAUUGGAAACUCCUCCUUACGCAAUUUAUUUAUGUAGUUGUAGACUUGUUUGGAGGUAAUAUUUUCAUCAGAAAAUUGUGUCCAUAUCAUCCGUAAAAUGUGAACUGCCUUAGUCCCAACUUUAUAAUACUCCUCAACGAACUCUCUCACUUCUGAACUCAGUCCGCCCUAACCCAAGGCGGAUCUAUCAAAGAAUGAUUGUGCAUUCUCCACGGACCGGGAUAUACACGGAUCGUCCACCUAUCACAUAUUUUGUAGACAGUAAUCCGAAACUAGCAUCCGGUCAUCUGUGUCUUCAUAUUGGGUCGGGCGCGCAUGUUUUCAUCCACCUGUUGACUUUGGUAUCGGCCUCCUUUAUGACAAAGGAAUAUGGUACCACUAGUCUUGUGCGAGGAUAUAUUUAACUCCAUGUUGUACAUAUUUGCAAUACCCUUCGCAUAUGCAAUAGCUUUAGACUUUUCGACAAAACUAACAACAAACUAAACACAUAUUUAACAAAAAAAAAUUAUUUCAUAUGAACAUAUUAAAUUACAAAACAAAUGCUAAAAUAAGUACAUGAAUUAAAUAAAUUUAAAAAAAUUAGUUAAACUAAUGAAUUAAAAUAAACAAAUUAAUUAAUUAAAUACAUUAAAAAAUUAAUUAAAUAAAUGAAAAAAAUGGAUGGGCGCCACCCAUCAGUUAGUGGCGAGGGUUUUGCUCGCCACACCGAGUAGAGGUGGCGCCAAAACGGGUGCCACCCCCCUUCGCCUAAGGCGAAGUUUUUCUCACUUCCCUGUAAAGGGAGGCAAGAUUAUUCCACGCCACCCCGCAUAGGGGUGCGGGGUGGCGCGUUUCUCCUGCGCCAGUCGUGAAAGGUUGGCGCAAUUUUUUCUUGCCUUCUUUUUUUUUUAAAAAAAUAAAAAUUAAGGGUUAAAUAGUCUUUUAAUGUCUUUUUAAGGCGAUUAAAGGAAAAAAUUAGAGCGCUGUAACAUCCUUAAAUUCGAUAUUUAUUCUUUUGAAAAGCAGUGGCAUGGACCACACAUAUGUGAAAAUGUCCUUGGUUUUCUAACUUCAGACUUUUGAUGGGAGCAAGAAUAUAAUUCGUUAAAUAUCCUGCAGCUUUGUGGCUGCAAAUAUUUUUAAAUUCCAAAAAGGAAAAGAAAGUGUUCAUCUGGGUUCAGUUCAAUGAAUUUCGAUGUGUUUGUUUCUGAAUUAAUUAAUUGGUCUCUGCAGAUCUUGAUAGUGGACUACAAAUUGACCUUUCCAAGUGGCAUGGCAACUGCAGUUCUUAUUAAUGGCUUUCAUUCUAUGGGCGACGAUGUGGCCAAGAAGCAAGUAAAAAGUUUUACUAAGUAUUUUUCUUUGAGCUUCAUAUGGGGAUUUUUCCAGUGGUUUUAUUCUGGCCAAGGAGAGUGUGGAUUCUCUCAGUUUCCCACAUUUGGAUUACAAGCUCAAAAACAAACAUUCUACUUCGAUUUUAGCUUGACGUAUGUGGGAACUGGGAUGAUAUGUCCACACAUUGUCAACAUAUCCAUGCUACUGGGAGCUAUUCUUUCUUGGGGAAUUAUGUACCCAUUGAUAAGGAAGGAAAAAGGAGAUUGGUAUCCAGAAAACAUGCCAGAAAGUAGCAUGAGAAGCCUAAAUGGUUAUAAGGUCUUCAUCCCCAUUGCCCUUCUCCUAGGUGAUGGCCUCUACAAUUUCAUCAAGAUCACUUGCAUCACGCUCACUAGCAUGUAUGCCAAGCUCAGAGACAGAAGACUCGCCUCUUCAGGGAACCCUGAUGAAAACAAAGCGAUCAACCAUGAUCCGAAGCAAGAUGAGGUGUUCUUGAGGGAAAGCUUUCCCCUGUGGAUAGCUCCAUGUGGCUACAUUGCCAUGGCAAUCAUUUCAACUUUUGCUAUUCCCACCAUCUUUCCUCAACUCAAAUGGUACUACAUUGUGGUGGCUUACAUUUUUGCUCCAUCCCUAGCCUUUUGCAAUGCCUAUGGAGCUGGUUUGACUGACAUAAAUAUGGCCUAUAACUAUGGAAAAGUAGGGCUUUUUAUCAUUGCUGCACUUUCCGGAAAAGAGCAUGGCGUUGUGGCAGGAUUGGCCGGUGCUGGCCUGAUCAAGUCGAUCAUUGCUGUUUCUUUUACCUUAAUGCAAGAUUUCAAAACAGGCCAUCUGACCUAUGCAUCCCCUAGGGCAAUGCUAAUCAGCCAGGCGAUUGGCACAGUUCUCGGCUGCAUUGUUGCGCCCCUUAGCUUCUUCUUGUUCUACAAGGCAUUUGACAUUGGGAACCCUAAUGGUGAGUACAAGGCGCCGUACGCCAUUAUCUACAGAAACAUGGCGGUUCUUGGUGUGGAAGGGUUUUCGGCACUUCCCCGGCACUGCCUCCAUCUAUGCUAUGGGUUCUUCGUCUUUGGGGCCGGGAUUAACAUUGUGAAGGAUCUAUCACCCGCAAGGUUUGGGAAAUGGAUGCCGGUGCCAACAGCCAUGGCACUGCCUUUCUUGGUUGGGGCUUACGUUGCCAUAGACAUGUGCAUUGGAUCAGUGGUGGUGUUUGUGUUGGACAGAUUAAAGACCAACAAGGCAGAGCUACUGGUUCCAGCAAUUGCUUCUGGAUUGAUAUGUGGUGAAGGGCUAUGGACGCUUCCUGCAUCAAUUCUUGCCUUGGCUAAAGUUAAACCACCUAUUUGCAUGAAAUUCCUGGCUUCUUAGGAACAGUAAAACACUCAUCUCUGGUUUUCCAAACAAAAAAAACACAGACUUCUUUUUGUUCAUAUAUUUGAUCCGCAAGGAGGUUCCAUUACGUAUUGUUUUUCAACAAAAUGUCACGUAUUCAGUUCAGUAAUCCUUUCAAUAAAACCACAUUACCAUAGUUUAGGAUCCCAUUUCAUCCACCGGUCAGACAACCUUAGGAGAACGUUCCAUAAUUUUCAGUCGGAUUUCAACUUCCGACCUGAGAAAACAUGUCCCAACGGUGAAUUGAGUUCUUUUAAACCACCAGUGGUAACUAUGACAAUUAGGUUGUAUUAGUAUAUUUUGAGUUCACAAGUUGAGAACCAACAGUGGGUCUCAAUGUUACGGAAGUUUAACAUUUGAAUGUAUUUGUGUUACUCAUAAUAUUUUGGUUUAGUUCUUAUUGAAUCGUUGUAAACAUUGUCAGGUCUUGUAUUGAUGUUAUAGCAUGGUUUCGUGUAGCAUCACAAACUGCUACCUCGAUUUGAGAAUUAAAGUAGGAUAUCAGGAG